Carassius carassius (crucian carp) is the source of this 2841-nucleotide messenger RNA. RefSeq names its product zinc finger X-chromosomal protein-like. Lineage: Eukaryota; Metazoa; Chordata; Actinopteri; Cypriniformes; Cyprinidae. The transcript is spliced from 7 exons. Gene Ontology annotation, molecular function: RNA polymerase II cis-regulatory region sequence-specific DNA binding; DNA-binding transcription factor activity; metal ion binding. Gene Ontology annotation, cellular component: nucleus. The record is from RefSeq and is a predicted model, not a curated record. Gene Ontology annotation, biological process: regulation of transcription by RNA polymerase II. The coding region runs from base 84 to 2276 and encodes 730 amino acids.
UUCUAAUUGUGUUCUGAUGGUUUUAUUUAAUUUUGCAUGCUAUUCCUGCAGGUCUUAUAUUAUGCAGAUGACUGGUGGAGAAAAUGGAUGAAGAUGUAACGGCUCUCUCUCUCCAUUCCCAUGAGCCCAAGAUCAUAUUCCAUGGGACAGAGGUUGAUGGAGAAGACGAGGUGGUGGUUGAACUGCAGGAGUCAGUUCUGGUGUCUGAUGUGGAGGGUGAGAAGAUCGCGGUGCAUGGCCUCGUCCAUGAGGAGCUGGUCAUCCAGGAAGCCGUCGAGGAUGUGGUGGCGGAGUACAUGCCAUGCACAGAUGAAGACGAAGAACUUGGCGCCAUUGCUGUGGAGACCUGUGUGAUGUCACCCGAUGAUGUGGCUCUGGAGGAAGAAGGACUGCAUGUUGAUGUGGUGACCGACGCUCAGGUACAGGAGGAUCCUGACACCUGUGGAGACUACCUCAUGAUCUCUUUGGAUGAGGCUGGAAAGGUGGUUUCCGACGAGGAUGCUAAGGUUACUAUCGAGGGGACUUUAGAAGACCCUGAGGAUGUGGAGAAGGAUGAUGAGGGUCAAGAGGUCAUCAAAGUGUACAUCAUCAAGGCGCACCCAGAGGAGGAGGGCUUGGGAGGCACUGUUGACAUAGGAGACACAGAGCUUGAUGUUGAUGAAACCGUGGAGCUGGUGGAUCCUUCUGGAAUGCCGAUAAGAGAAAAGAUGGUGUACAUGUCAAUGGAUGAAGCCAAUCAAAACCAGGAUGAUAUCAAUGUGGCUAAAAUUACAGAUGAGGUUUAUAUGGAAGUGGUGGUAGGGGGUGAGGACCCUGGCGGUGCUCAGCGGACACUUGACAGUGCUUCGCUCAACAAGGACUUCAUGCCUGUGGCUUGGGCAGCUGCUUAUAGUGGGGAGGAGAGUGAAAGCUGUGAGAACAGGAAUGGAGCAGCCAGUGCUUUACUUCAUGUUGAUGAGUCUGAAAUGAUCGAAAGACUCGGCCGUCAGCGGAGCAAGAACAGGAGCAAAAAACGUUCUGAACUCCGUCAUGUUCAGACAGCAAUCAUCAUUGGACCUUACGGCCAGCCUCUUACCGUUUACCCUUGUAUGCUCUGUGGGAAGAAGUUCAAGUCGCGUGGUUUCCUCAAGCGCCACGCCAAGAAUCACCAUCAGAAUGUCGUAAACCGAAAGAAAUACCAGUGUACAGACUGUGAUUUCACCACUAACAAAAAAGCCAGUCUCCACAACCACAUGGAGAUCCACACCCUCAGCAGUAAAGCGCCAUUUGAGUGUGAAGUCUGCGGAAAAGAGUUUCACCAGCAGGCGACGCUGCUCUCUCACCACCUGCAGCACCACCACCGGGAAUCCAAACUUCAGAUCCCACCGCCCGCCACCAAAAUGCACAAAUGCAAGUUCUGCGAAUACGAGACGGCAGAACAAGGACUUUUAAACCGACACCUUCUCGCCGUUCACAGCAAGAAUUUCCCGCAUAUCUGCGUGGAGUGUGGGAAGGGUUUCCGGCAUCCUUCAGAGCUGAAAAAACACAUGAGAACCCACACCGGUGAGAAACCGUACUCCUGCCAUUACUGCGACUACAAAUCGGCCGACUCGUCCAACUUAAAGACACACGUGAAGACCAAGCAUAGCAAAGAGAUGCCCUUCAAGUGUGAGCGCUGUUUCCAGACGUUUGCCGAACCCGACGAGCUGUUACAACACGGACUGACACACGAGGAGGCCAAAACGCACCAGUGCUCCCACUGUGAGCAUAAAAGCUCCAAUUCCAGUGACCUGAAGCGCCACGUCAUUUCAGUUCACACCAAAGACUAUCCACAUAAAUGUGAAGUAUGUGGAAAAGGCUUCCACCGGCCGUCGGAGCUCAAAAAGCACUCGGCUGCCCACAAGGCUAAGAAGUUACACCAGUGCCGGCAUUGCAAUUUCAAAAUCGCAGAUCCAUUUGUUCUCAGUCGGCAUAUUUUGUCAGUGCACACCAAGGAGCAGCAGGCCUUUCCUGACAAAAAGGGUCUUAAAAAGCCAUUUGGACAAGGUGCUCAUGGAGGUAAGAGAAUUUUAGGGGGUGCCGGCUUGUCCAAGGGCCACCGGGAGCGCCGGGUUUACCAAUGCCAGUAUUGCGACUACAGCACAGGCGACGCGUCUGGUUUCAAGAGGCACGUGAUCUCCAUUCACACCAAAGACUAUCCUCACCGAUGUGACUUCUGCUCGAAAGGUUUCCGCAGACCGUCGGAGAAGAAUCAGCACAUUAUGCGGCAUCAUAAAGACCUAAUGCCUACCAUGUGACCUUUGCAAUCAGAAACCCAUUAGGAAAAGCUCUGUUCUGAUGUGGUCUUCAAGCUGAUCCAUGAUGGUACAGACAGGCUGAAAGUGCAAGGAAAUACAGAAGAAGAAAAAACAACCAGUAUGUCCAGUUGCAAGUUACUCUGCUGUAAAGUUCAAAUCAAUGUUCUAAAAAUACAUUUUUUAAAGUUGAACCAACCUUUUAUGAGAGUCUAAAUCUGCUGACGAGCUUUAGAUUAAUUGAGAAAAUAGAUCAACUUGCGUACUAAUCCAUCUAGGGUGGACAACGUGCAUACCGUGUAGUUUUAUGUUGGCGUAUAAAUUUGAAUUAUGACUCCUGUAUUGCAUGUUACACGAAACAAGUCUGAACCGCUUUGGUGAUUGUGGCGUGUUUGUGCACAUGCGUUUACAAGUACAAAAGUCUUGAGAAUAAGGCAUUGAUUGACUCCGUUGGCUUUAAACUACGGUGCUCAUGCUUUAUCAAUUGGUAUCUUAGCUUCAGAUGAGCAGAAUGUCUAAUUAAAGAGAACUGAAAAACUCAGCUUAUGCUGUGGCUGCUAAAAAGAAA